CUAAUGAGCCAGUUCUUCCCACCGGUCUCCUGCCUGGAAGUGCUGACAGAUCAAGGCAACAAAUUUCAAUUACAAGCCCUAAUUUGUGUCCGCAGAGCGUUUGUUACCCAUGUCAGUCCUGCCUGGCCCAUCAGACGGGGCAGAACGUGGAGGAGGAGGAGGAGGGGGAGAGAAGGAGCGCAUCUGCAGAAAGGAAUAGAUUUUUUUUUCCUCCUUUUUUAAAAAAAAACCACCUCCCCCCCCCCCAAAAAAAAAAAAAAACUUGGCUGAUAACUCGGAUUUAAAAAGAAAGGCGAGGAAAAGCCCCAGCCCCUUGCCGGCGCGGUCGGGAGGACGGGAGGGCGGCCGCGCAGCGGGCCGGGCGCGGGUGCCGGUGCCGGCGGCCGCGGCGCGCCUGGAUGCGCGGGCUGUAGGGGGGCGGGCAUGGCCGACAAGCGGCGGUCCUCGCCCGGCACCACCAUGAGCCUCAAGGCUCACGCCUUCUCCGUGGAGGCGCUCAUCGGGGCCGAGAAGCAGCAGCAGCAGCAGCAGCAGCAGCAGCCGCCGCCGCCGCGGCAGCCCAAGCGGCGGAAGCUGGGCGGCGAGGACGAGGCGGCGGAGGACGAAGGGGGCAGCGGCUGCUGCGCCAAGAGCUCCCCCGCCGCCGCCGCCGCCGGUGGCAGGACCUGCGGCGACAUGGAGCUGGGCUGCGCCCCCCGCGCCCCCGCCGGCGGCUGCGAGGAGGGCUUCCUGGCGGCCUCCCCGCCCGCCUCCCCCGGCGGCUCCCCGAAGGGUUCGAGGCCCGGCUCGCCGCUGCCCACGCCGCAGGCGCCGCGGGUGGACCUGCAGGGCGCCGAGCUGUGGAAGCGCUUCCACGAGAUCGGCACCGAGAUGAUCAUCACCAAGGCGGGAAGGCGGAUGUUUCCCGCAAUGAGAGUGAAGAUCUCAGGUUUAGACCCACAUCAGCAGUAUUAUAUUGCUAUGGAUAUUGUGCCAGUGGAUAACAAAAGAUACAGGUAUGUUUAUCAUAGCUCCAAGUGGAUGGUGGCAGGUAAUGCAGACUCCCCAGUACCGCCUCGUGUUUAUAUUCACCCUGAUUCACCCGCCUCUGGGGAGACAUGGAUGAGACAAGUGAUCAGCUUCGACAAACUGAAGCUUACCAAUAACGAGCUGGACGAUCAAGGGCAUAUUAUCCUUCACUCUAUGCAUAAGUAUCAGCCUCGUGUCCACGUCAUCCGAAAAGACUGUGGAGAUGAUCUGUCCCCCGUCAAGCCUAUCCCUUCAGGAGAAGGGGUGAAAGCCUUCUCCUUUCCAGAGACCGUUUUCACUACUGUCACGGCGUACCAAAAUCAGCAGAUAACUCGCCUGAAGAUUGAUAGGAAUCCAUUCGCCAAAGGGUUUAGAGAUUCGGGACGUAACAGAAUGGGACUGGAAGCUCUGGUAGAGUCUUACGCCUUCUGGAGACCUUCACUGAGGACACUUACAUUUGAAGAUAUACCUGGGAUACCCAAACAGGGAAAUGCAGGUUCCUCUACUUUACUCCAGGGGUCUGGCAGUGGAGUGCCAUCUACCCACCCUCACCUUUUACCGGGUUCCCCUUGCUCAUCUCCAGCCUUCCACCUCAGUCCCAACACUAGCCAGCUCUGUAGCCUUGCUCCGGCUGACUACACAGCUUGUGCCCGCUCAGGCUUGACCCUGAACAGAUACAGCACUUCUUUGGCUGAAACCUACAACAGGCUCACAAACCAAACCAGUGAGACGUUUGCGCCCCCGAGGACUCCCUCCUAUGUCGGUGUGUCGAGUAGCACAACUGUGAAUAUGUCUAUGAGUGGCAAUGAUGGGGACGCAUUCAGCUGCCCACAGACUGGCUUAUCUAUGCAGAUUUCAGGGAUGUCUCCACAGCUCCAGUACAUCAUGCCAUCCCCAUCCAGCAAUGCCUUUACCACUAAUCAAACCCACCAAGGCUCCUACAACACGUUUAGACUGCACAGUCCCUGUGCGCUCUAUGGAUAUAACUUUUCCACAUCCCCUAAACUGGCUGCCAGUCCUGAGAAAAUCGUUUCUUCCCAAGGAAGUUUCUUGGGGUCCUCGCCAAGUGGAACCAUGACGGAUCGGCAGAUGUUGCCCCCCGUGGAAGGAGUGCACUUACUUAGCAGUGGGGGGCAGCAGAAUUUCUUUGACUCUAGGACCCUAGGAAGCUUAACACUCUCGUCUUCUCAAGUGUCUGCACAUAUGGUUUGAUGAAGCCUUUAAGUAAAAGUACAGUAUGUUUGGUGUCUACAAUGUAUUUCUUUUGGAAUAUGAAAGGACAUUCGAUGUAGCUUGUAAAGUGUGUGUACAUAUAAUAUGAGAGGAAGUUUCACUGAAUUUUUGACUUGCUUGUGGCCAGAUUAUUCUUCUAUUUUGAGUUACACAGAGUUUGUUGCGGCGCAGACUGCUUUAGUUUUCUGGUAUAAUACACUUAGUUGUAUAACACGUUGGGACAUAUGCAACAAAUUAAGUAAGACUUCCUCCCCUUUCCCCUUCCUCUGUUCUAACCUCUUUAAAGAAUGAAAUGACACUUGGAGUAUUAAACAACACAAACAAGCCCACUUACAUUUCCUAUAGUACUAGUGAGUUUCUUUAAAACAUUCGUACAAUGAUAAGCUGAUGCACCAAAGGCAUUUUACAAGUUUCUUCUCUGUUAUAAGGGAUUUGAAGGGUAUUUGGACUUUUAAGUGUUAAGCGUCAAGCAUCCAGCCUAAAAUAGAAGUUUAGCUAAUGGAUUAUUUACAAAGUAAACAGAAAGAUUAGUUUGCCUUCUCAUGAUAUGCUGUUUUUAGCUUAUCAACAGCACAGCAUUCUGUAUCUUUUUUCAGCAUUAGUCUAGAUUUAUGUUUAAGUGUUUGAAGACAAAUAAUGCAUAUUCAAAUUGUGGCGAUAGGAGUAAUUUAAACCAACAGCGGAAGAAGCGGCAGUCCUUGGUACAGAAUGAACUUUGGGGUGCUUCAUUUUUGUCAAAGGAAGGGCUUGAUGCAUUUUUUCCUCCAUAAAUAUUGCCUAUAGACAUUUACUGGACAGUAGGAUAUUCUAAUGUAUCUUUGUUUUUGUAUUUUUACUUCUUUUAAGGAAAAUGCAGGUUUGAUUUAGGAAAAAAGAAGUGAUCAGGAUGAGAAAUUCCAUUAUUGGUUUUACCCUUUUUUGUGUGUAUUGUGUUUUGGGUUUGGUGGUUGUUUUUUUUUUU
Molecule: messenger RNA, 3202 nt
Organism: Phalacrocorax carbo (great cormorant)
Lineage: Eukaryota; Metazoa; Chordata; Aves; Suliformes; Phalacrocoracidae
Source: RefSeq, a predicted model, not a curated record